AUGGAAGAUGUCAAGUCCUCGAAAAAGGUUAAGAAAGAGAGAACGGAAAUUGUGAUACCUCUUGAAGACCUUUCUCCGUUGGCAAAGCCUCUUGCACAGAAAAAGUUGGUGAAAAAACUUCAUAAAACCAUCAAAAAAGCUUCGAAGGCUCGUCAGGUGAAGAGAGGUGUCAAGGAAGUUGUAAAGGGUAUUCGUAAGGGAGAAAAAGGACUGCUUAUCCUUGCUGCCGACAUCAGCCCCAUCGACAUCAUUUCGCAUCUACCUGUACUCAGCGAAGAGGCACAAAUUCCGUACGUAUUUGUUACGUCGAAGGAAGAAUUGGGCUUUGCAAGCUCAACAAAACGACCCACGAGCUGCGUCAUGAUAUGUCCAGACCAAAAAAAGAAGACAAAGCGGAAAGAGGGCGCAGAGGAGAAGGAUGACGAUUAUCGGGAGCUUUACGACGAGUGCUAUAAGGAAGUAGAGAAGAUGGAUACCCAAAUUGUAUUUUAG
This is a messenger RNA of Lentinula edodes (shiitake mushroom), 492 nucleotides long. Its product is annotated as L30e-like protein. Gene Ontology annotation, biological process: rRNA pseudouridine synthesis; snRNA pseudouridine synthesis; ribosome biogenesis. Bases 1 to 492 code for a protein of 163 amino acids. Lineage: Eukaryota; Fungi; Basidiomycota; Agaricomycetes; Agaricales; Omphalotaceae. The transcript has 4 exons. The record is from RefSeq and is a predicted model, not a curated record. Gene Ontology annotation, molecular function: box H/ACA snoRNA binding. Gene Ontology annotation, cellular component: box H/ACA snoRNP complex; nucleolus.